UUGUGUCCUCAGUGGGCGGGAGAAUAACGUCUGCCAGGCGAUUGCUGGCUAUGCUGAGGCAUGUCAGGAAGCUGGAGCUAUGGUGCAUCCUUGGAGGACCAUGAAAUUCUGCUCUCCUUCCUGUCCCCCGAACAGUCACUAUGAAUUCUGCAGCAGCAGCUGUGAUCUGACAUGCAGCAGCCUCUAUGCCCCGGUGCAAUGCACGAUCCAGUGUAAGGAAGGCUGCGUGUGUGAUGAGGGCUUUGUUCUCAGUGGUGACCUCUGUGUCCCCUUUUCCCAGUGCGGAUGCCUCCACAGGGGAAUUUACUACCAGGCUGGAGAGACCUUCCACCCGAGUGGUUCAUGCGAAGAGCAGUGUGUGUGUCAGGCUGGUGGGGAGGUUGUGUGUAAGGCAUUCUCCUGCGGCUCUGGUGAGCAAUGCAGGGUGGUGGACGGUGUCCAGAAAUGCCACCCAUUUGGAUCUGCGACCUGUUCUGCCUCUGGCCAGUCCCACUACCUCUCUUUCGACGGGGUCCCCUUUGACUUCCAAGGCACCUGCACCUACAUCCUGGCCAAGACCUGCACUGAUGCCAGCCACCUUACACCAUUCACUAUCAGCGUAGAGAAAGAAUCCUGGGGCAGCGGGAACAUCUCCAUGGCCAAGCUGGUGUCCAUUCAGGUGUAUGGGAUCACACUCACCCUGCUGCAAAACAAACAGGGGCUCGUCAUGGUGAACAGCAUGUCCCACAACCUCCCAGUGAUUGUGGCUGAUGGGCGACUUAGAGCGUAUCAACAUGGCACAAACAUUCUGGUGCAAACCAACUUCGGCCUCACUGUGAGCUACGACUUGGUUUACCAGACCAGGGUCACUAUCUCAGAGAGCUACGAGGGCGAGACGUGCGGCCUGUGCGGGAACUACAACGGACAGGAAGAUGAGGAGUUCCUGCUCCCUGAUGGCAGGACAGUCCCUGAUGCGGCAGCAUUUGGCUCUGCUUGGGAAGUCCAGAUCCCAGGAGCAUCCUGUACAGACAGAUGUGCUGGAAACAGCUGUCCAGUUUGCGAAGAGAAGAAGAAGGAGGUCUUCAAAUGGCACAACUCCUGUGAGCUGCUCACAGACCCCGACGGCCCCUUUGCGGCCUGCCAUGGCACGGUUAGCCCCAGUGUGUAUCAGAGCAACUGCCUGUAUGAUCUGUGCCUGGGCAAUGGGGAUGCACAGGUUCUGUGCCACAGCAUCCACAGCUACGUAACGGCCUGCCAAGAGGCCGGGGCCCCCAUCCUGCCGUGGAGGAACACCACCUUCUGCCCUGUGAGCUGCCCAGUCAACAGCCACUAUGAGGUCUGCACCGACGUCUGCACCAUCACCUGCUCUGGAGACAUCAUGGACUGCCCGGAGACCUGUGCUGAAGGCUGCCAGUGUGACGAUGGCUUCUUCUUCGAUGGCCAGGGCUGUGUGACUGGAGAAAGCUGUGGGUGCUUUGAGAGUGGGAGAUAUUACAAGCCCAAUGAGACGGUCCUGAUGAACGAGUGUCAGCAAAGCUGCACCUGCGUUCCUGCUCGAGGGGUGACUUGUAAAGCCCACAGCUGCUCCCGAGAAGACAUCUGCCAGAUUAGAGAUGGCGUCAGGGCCUGUAUCAGCAAAGUUAUUCCAUCCUGCAGUGUGGUUCGCUGCAGAGAAGGAACUAUUUGCAAGAUGAUAAAUGGGCAGCCAGAGUGUGUGCCAGUCUCUCAGGCCACAUGCUGGGCUGGGGGUUACUUGCAUUACCACACCUUCGAUGGACGGGCGUAUGAUUUCCACGGCACCUGCAACUACAUUGUGGCCAAGACCUGUAGAGAUGACUCUGUCCUGCCCUCCUUCCAUGUCAUGGCCAAGAUCGAGAACAGUGGGAACACACAGGUCUUCUACAUUUGGUCGGUAACUGUCCAGGUGGAUGGAGUCACCGUCACAGCAGCCAGUGCUGAGGUCGGCUUUGUGGGGGUGAAUAACACUAGGGCCCACUUACCCAUCUACCUCAACAACGGGGCCCUUCGGAUCUAUCAGAGCGGCACCUCCCUCAUCCUCCGCACAAAUUUCAACCUCAGCGUGUACUAUGACUGGAACAACCAUCUGAGGGUCACUGUCCCCAGGGUCUUCUCCAACAGCCUGUGCGGCCUGUGUGGCAACUAUAAUGAGGACCUCUCUGAUGACUUCCAGAUCCCAGAUGGGGACCUGGCUUCCAGUGUCACCGCCCUGGGGAAAAGCUGGGCAGUGGAAGAUGAGGAUCAGUUUUGCUGGCACGAUUGCAUUGGAGGUUGUAAGCCCUGUGCCACCAGCAUAGCCAGAAAGUACAAGGAGGAGGCCUCAUGCGGCCUGAUAACCAAGGUCUCUGAUGGGCCCUUCAGUCAGUGCCACACCAAGGUGGAUCCUACAGUCUACUUGGACAACUGCGUAUACGAUCUGUGCCACAACGACGGCUACAGAAAGGCCCUGUGUGAGGCCCUGAAGGCCUACGCGGAUGCCUGCCAGCUGGAGGGGGUCAGGAUUGGGGAAUGGAGGCAGCUGGCCAGAUGCCCCCUGGAGUGCCCCCUGGAGAACAGCCAGUACCAGCUCUGUGGAACAGCCUGCCCAGCCACGUGUGUGGACAAGUCAGCCCCCAGCAGCUGCCAAGACCCCUGUGUGGAAAGCUGCCAGUGCAAGAAUGGUUUUGUGCUGAGCCAGGGCAAAUGCAUACCCAUGGGUGACUGUGGAUGUCUGUUUGAGGGGCGCCCGUAUGCCCCCAAUGAGAGUUUCUGGGUCGAUGAGGCAUGUGGGACACGGUGCAUAUGCAACGCAGCCACUAGACAAGUCGAAUGCGUGGCCGCCACGUGCAAACAAUCAGAGAGAUGUGGGCUAGUGAACGGUGUACGGGGCUGUUACCCCUCCAGCUACGCCACCUGCUCUGUGACAAGAAAUCUGCAUUAUGCCACCUUUGAUGGACAGAGAUACGACUUCCAAGGCACCUGCCUCUACCAGCUCACGGCUCUGUGCAAGAAGACGGAGGGACUGGUGGACUUUGAAGUCUACUUCCAGGAGAACAAUACCGCUCCUGUACAGAUCAAGGUGUAUCAGACCAACCUCAGGGUCAGCAAUCAAUUCCCUGGGAAAGUCCUGGUGAACAGUUUCCUGAUGAAUCUUCCCUUCAACCUCAUUGAUAAGAAAAUCACUGUGUAUAGAAAUGGCUGGGCCACAGUGAUCCAGGCAGACUUUGGCCUCACAGUUACCUUUGCCGGGUGGUCAGGACGCACCACGGUGACUCUGCCAGUCACCUACGCGGGAGCCAUGUGUGGUCUGUGUGGCAACUUCAACAGUGACAGGGAUGAUGACAUGCUCAUGAGGGAUGGCACGCUGGCACCAAGCCCCCUCAGCUUUGGCCAGAGCUGGAAGGUGGGCGACCUCCCGGGAUGCUCUGCAGUAAUGAUGCCACCAUGUGCAAGGGUAGAGGCUAUUGAAAAAGAACAACAAGGUAGCAGAGGGCAGUGUGGGAUCAUCCUUCACAAGAGUGGCCCCUUCACUGGAUGUCACAGCAAUGUAGACCCUCAUGGAUACUUCGUAGACUGUGUACACGGCUAUUGCGUCCUCAGUGGGCGGGAGAAUAACGUCUGCCAGGCCGUUGCUGGCUAUGCUGAGGCAUGUCAGGAAGCUGGAGCUAUGGUGCAUCCCUGGAGGACUACGAAAUUCUGCUCUCCAUCCUGUCCCCCGAACAGUCACUAUGAAUUCUGCAGCACCAGCUGCGAUCUGACAUGCAGCAACCUCUAUGCCCCGGUGCAAUGCACAACCCGGUGUAAGGAAGGCUGCGUGUGUGACGAGGGCUUUGUUCUCAGUGGUGACCGCUGCGUCCCCAUUUCCCAGUGCGGAUGCCUCCACUGGGGACUUUACUACCAGGCUGCAGAGACCUUCCACCCAAGCGGUUCAUGCGAGGAGCAGUGUGUGUGUCAGGCUGGUGGGGAGGUUGUGUGUAAGGCAUUCUCCUGCGGUGCUGGUGAGGAAUGCAGGAUGGUGGACGGUGUCCAGAAAUGCCACCCAUUUGGAUCUGCGACCUGUUCUGCCUCUGGCCAUCCCCACUACCUCUCUUUCGACGGGGUCCACUUUGAUUUCCAAGGAACCUGCACCUAUAUCUUGGCCAAGACUUGCACUGAUGCCAGCCAUCUUACACCAUUCACUAUCAGCAUAGAGAAAGAAUCCUGGGGCAGUGGGAACAUCUCCAUGGCCAAGCUGGUGUCCAUCCAGGUGUAUGGGAUCACACUCACUCUGCUGCAGAACAAACAGGGGAUCAUCAAGGUGGACGGGUUAUCCCACAAUCUCCCCGUGAUAAUGGUCAAUGGGCAGCUCCGAGCAUAUCAGCACGGCACUAAUGUCCUGGUGCAAACCAACUUUGGCCUCACUGUGAGCUACGACCUGGUUUACCAGGCCAGAGUCACCAUCCCAGGAAGCUACCAUGGCCAGACAUGUGGCCUGUGCGGGAACUACAAUGGACAGCAGGAUGAGGAGUUCCUGCUCCCCAGUGGCAGGACAGCCCCUGAUGUAGCAGCAUUUGGCUCUGUUUGGGAAGUCCAGAUCCCAGGAGCAUCCUGUACAGACAGAUGUGCUGGAAACAGCUGUCCAGUUUGCGAAGAGAAGAAGAAGGAGGUCUUCAAAGGGCGCAACUCCUGUGGGCUGCUCACAGACCCCGAUGGCCCCUUCGCGGCCUGCCAUGGCACGGUCAGCCCCAGCGUGUAUUUCAACAACUGCCUGUAUGAUCUUUGCCUGGGCAUUGGGGAUGCACAGGUUCUGUGCCACAGCAUCCACAGCUAUGUGAUGGCCUGCCAAGAGGCUAAGGUCUUCAUCCAGCCCUGGAGGAGCGCCUCCUUCUGCCCUGUGAGCUGCCCAGUCAACAGCCACUAUGAGGUCUGCGCUGACCUCUGUACCACCAGAUGCACUGGAGACAUCAUGGACUGCCCGGAGACCUGUGCUGAAGGCUGCCAGUGUGACGAGGGCUUCUUCUUCGAUGGCCAGGGCUGUGUGACUCUGCAGAGCUGUGGGUGUUUCGAACAGGGGAGAUACUACAAGCCCAGUGAGACUGUCCUGAUGAACGAGUGCCAGCAAAGCUGCACCUGUGUUCCUGCCCGAGGGGUGACUUGCAAAGCCCACAACUGCACCAGUGGAGCAACCUGCCAGAUCAGAGAUGGCAUCAUGGACUGCAUCAGCCAAGUUAUUCCAAAGCCAUCCUGCAGUGUGGUCCGCUGCAGGGAAGGAACUAUUUGUAAGAUGAUAAAUGAGCAGCCAAAGUGUGUGCCAAUCUCUCGGGGCACGUGCUGGGCUGGGGGAUACUUUCAUUACCGCACCUUCGAUGGAUGGGCCUAUGAUUUCCAUGGCAACUGCACCUACACCGUGGCCAAGACCUGCAGGGAUGCCGUCGGCCUGCCCUCCUUCCAUGUCAUGGUCAAGAGCAAGAACAGUGGGAACACACAGGCCUUCUACAGUGGGUCGGUGACUGUCCAGGUGGAUGGAGUCACUGUCACCGCAGCCAGGGCUGAAGCCGGCUUUGUGUGGGUGAAUAACACCAGGGCCCACUUACCCAUCUCCCUGAACAACGGGGCCCUUCGGCUCUAUCAGAGCGGCACCUCCCUCGUCCUCCGCACCGACUUCAACCUCAGGGUGUACUAUGACUGGAACAACCACCUGAGGGUCACCGUCCCUAAUGACUUCUCCGACAGCCUGUGCGGCCUGUGUGGCAACUAUAACAGGGACCCUUUUGAUGACUUCCGGACCCCAGAUGGGGACCUGGCUCCCAGUGUUGCUGCCCUGGGGAAAAGCUGGGUGGUGGAAGAUGAGGAUCAGUUUUGCUGGCAUGAUUGCAUUGGAGGUUGCAGGCCCUGUGCCACCAACAUAGCCAGAAAGUACAAGGAGGAGGCCUUGUGCGGCCUUAUCAAGGUCUCAGAUGGGCCCUUCAGUCAAUGCCACACCAAGGUAGAUCCUACGGUCUACUUGGACAACUGCGUGUACGAUCUGUGCCACAACGACGGCUACAGAAAGGCCCUGUGUGAGGUCCUGAAGGCCUAUGCGGACGCCUGCCAGCUGGAGGGGGUCAGGAUUGGGGAAUGGAGGCAGCUGGCCAGAUGCCGUGAGUACAGCUUUGUAUGCCAAGGUCUACGGUCUGCUGGUUAG
Messenger RNA from Mauremys mutica (yellowpond turtle), 6139 nucleotides. Its product is annotated as IgGFc-binding protein-like. Bases 80 to 6139 code for a protein of 2019 amino acids. The record is from RefSeq and is a predicted model, not a curated record. Gene Ontology annotation, molecular function: protein binding. The transcript has 15 exons. NCBI's taxonomy places the organism in Eukaryota, Metazoa, Chordata, Testudines, Geoemydidae.